Messenger RNA from Dictyostelium purpureum, 979 nucleotides. RefSeq lists its product as uncharacterized. NCBI's taxonomy places the organism in Eukaryota, Evosea, Eumycetozoa, Dictyosteliales, Dictyosteliaceae. Bases 205 to 846 code for a protein of 213 amino acids. The transcript has 5 exons. The record is from RefSeq and is a predicted model, not a curated record.
CAAGCAUCUAUUUAUUAAUUUAUUUAUUUAUUAAUUUAUUUAUUUAUUUAUAUAUUUGUUUCAAGUUGUUAAUUUAAAUAACUUUUUUCUAAUAAUAAUAUUACUUUCUUUUAAUAUAAUUUUAUUUUUAUAAUAAAUAUCAAUUUUUUUUUUUUUUAAUAAUAUAUUUUAACAAUUUUCAUAUAUAAUAUAUAACAUUUCAAAAUGAAAAGAGGUGUAGCAUUUUUAGCAUUAUUUUUCUCCCUUAUUGUACUUGGUUGUUGUGUAGUUAGUAUUGCAAUGCCUUGGUAUCGUGUUAAAGAAACCAGUAAACUCGAUUCAGAUAAAUAUCAAACAACUUUAUACUAUUGGGACGAAUUUAGAGUAACCGAUGAAGAAUUAAAUAGUACAAAUAUUAUUUAUAAAGAUGGUGAUAAAUAUGAUGAUAAAGGAUUUGAUACUGUUAAAAAGGUAUUCAUUGUUUCCCUUGCAUUCACUUGUCUUGCUACUUUAUUAACCGCCAUUGCAAUUAUUUUGGUAUUCAUUGCAUUCGUUUCAAAAUCAAGAAUCUUUGGUAUUAUUGCAGGUAUUUUCAUGUUCCUUACAUUUGCUCUUUUAUUAGUCUCAUUCUUCCAAUUUAUGCGUAUCAACGGUGCUUUAAAUGACGAUGACGACUUUUGUGGAACUAAAGGUAAAAUAGAAGGUUACGAUAUUGACGAAACAUACUGCCACAAAUUCCUUUCUAGUGCUGAAGGUACCCUUACCAAACUUAACUAUGGUCCAUAUGUUGGUUGGUGGAUUACUCUUGGUGGUAUCUUCUUUUCAAUGUUUGCAUUUGGUCCAUUAUUCUCUGCCUCAAGAAAAUAAAACUAUAAUAACCAAUGUUUUUUAUAUAAUAACAACUACUAAGCAAAGUAAAACAAAACAAAACUAAAUUUAUUUAUUUCCUCCAAACAAUUAAAUAAAGUUUAAAUCGAUUCCACUUAUUAUUUAUUUUAGU